AUGGAUGUCAUGUUGGUGCUAUUCAUGUUGCUCUGCAGCUCAGGACUCCAGGCUGAAGGAAAACACAAUUCAGCAGAGCCUGAUGAUGUCAGGUUGGUGGGAGGAGCCAGCCGCUGUGCUGGUACACUGGAGAUCAAACACCAAGGAGACUGGAGACCAGGUGAUGACAUGUACUUUGACUGGACCCUGAAGACAGCAGCUGUAGUGUGCAGACAGCUGGGCUGUGGCUCUGCAGUUUCUACAGACAGGAGAGAGGAUUCCUCAGACAGAUCUGUGUGGUGGAUCAGACCUGACUGCCAUCAACUUGGAUCUACUCUGAGGGAGUGUGUAGAGACCAGGUCUGAUGCUUCCUCUUCCAACCUGCAAAUCGUCUGCUCAGAGUCUGUGAGGCUGGUGAAUGGAAAUAGUUUGUGCUCAGGCAGAGUGGAGGUGAAGUCUAACCAGUCAUGGACCUCAGUGUGUGAAGCUGACUUUGACCAGCAGGAUGCAGAGGUGGUCUGUAGGGAGCUUGGCUGUGGUGCUCCUUCAGUCUUCCAGGGGGCGCUCUAUGGAGAAGCAGAGGCUCCAAUGUGGACCAGAGAGUUCCAGUGUGAAGGCAGUGAGUCCGUUCUCCUGGACUGUGGAAGCUCGGGCACAGUUAGAAACAAGUGCUCACCUGGUGACGCUGUUGGACUCACCUGCUCAGAGCCUGGUGAUGUUAGGUUGGCAGGUGGAGCCAGCAACUGUUCUGGAAGAUUGGAGGUGGAAUACCAUGGAGACUGGAGACCAGCGUAUGACUGGUACUGGAACCUGAAGGCAGCAGCUGCAGUGUGCAGACAGCUGGACUGUGGCUCUGCAGCUUCUACAGACAGAAGAGAGGAUUCCUCAGACAGAUCUGUGUUCUGGGUCAGUCCUGACUGUCUUCAGUCUGGAUCUACAUUGAGGGAGUGUUUAGCAUUAAGGCCUGAUACUUCUUCUUCCAGCCUGCAGAUCACCUGCUCAGAGUCUGUAAGGCUGGUGAAUGGAAAUAGUUUGUGCUCAGGCAGAGUGGAGGUGAAGUCUAACCAGUCGUGGUCCUCAGUGUGUGAAGCUGACUUUGACCAGCAGGAUGCAGAGGUGGUCUGUAGGGAGCUUGGCUGUGGUGCUCCUUCAGUCUUCCAGGGGGCGCUCUAUGGAGAAGCAGAGGCUUCAGUGUGGACCAGAGAGUUCCAGUGUGAAGGCAGUGAGUCCGUUCUCCUGGACUGUGGAACCUCGGGCACAGUUCGAAACACCUGCUCACCUGGCGACGCUGUUGGACUCACCUGCUCAGAGCCUGAUGAUGUCAGGUUGGUGGGAGCCAGCCGCUGUGCUGGGAGACUGGAGGUGAAACACCAGGGAGACUGGAGACCGGUGGAUGACUCACACUAUGAAUGGAUCCUGAAAGCAGUAGAUGCAGUGUGCAGAAAACUGGGCUGUGGCGUUGCAGUUUCUACAGAGAGGAAGAAGGAUUCUUCAGUCAAAUCUGUGUGGUGGAUCAGACCUAACUGUCAUCAGACUGGAUCUACACUGAGGGAGUGUGUAGAAACCAAGUCUGAGUCUUCUUCUUUCAGUUUGCAGAUCACCUGCUCAGAAUCUGUGAGGCUGGUGAAUGGAAAUAGUUUGUGCUCAGGCAGAGUGGAAGUGAAGUCUAACCAGUCGUGGUCCUCAGUGUGUGAAGCUGACUUUGACCAGCAGGAUGCAGAGGUGGUCUGCAGGGAGCUUAGCUGUGGUGCUCCUUCAGUCUUCCAGGGGGCGCUCUAUGGAGAAGCAGAGGCUUCAGCGUGGACCAAAGAGUUCCAGUGUGAAGGCAGUGAGUCCGUUCUCCAGAAAUGUAGAAGGUCUGGCACAGUUAGAAACACCUGCUCACCUGGCGACGCUGUUGGACUCACCUGCUCAGAGCCUGAUGAUGUCAGAUUGGGGGGAGGACGCGGCCGCUGUGCUGGUACAGUGGAGGUGAAACACCAGGCAGACUGGAGACCAGUGUAUGACCGAUACUUUGACUGGAACCUGAAGGCAGCCGCUGUAGUGUGCAGACAGCUGGAUUGUGGCUCUGCUGUUUCUACAGAGAGGAGAGAGGAUUCUACAGAACAAACUGUCUUGGAUGUUGGGGCUCGCUGUGAUGGUUCUCACUCUGCACUGAGAGAGUGUGUUGUAAAGAUGAAUUUACAUGAUACCUUUUCCAGGUUGGAGGUGAUCUGCUCAGAUCUGCUGGGUCAGCCAAUCAUCUCCUUGUCUUCUUCUGUGGAUGGGGGUCUUCAGGUGCUCAGGGGCUCCAGCUUCAGCAUCAGCUGCUCCAUCCAGUCGCAUUACCCAGGAGGCUCCUUCCAGCUCACAUUAACCUCCUCCAACACAACACACACCCACACCCUGCCGGCUGUCAAUUACACUGCACACUUCCUAUUUCCCGCUGCAGAGCCCACCCACCAAGGGAGAUACAUCUGUGUUUAUCACAUCAAUAUUUCUUCUCAUCACUUCUCCUCUGAGAGCCAGCCCCUCUCUCUCACUGUCUCAGGUAACCUGAGUCUGAAGCUGAAGCCAGCAGCACAUGUGACAGUGUUAACAGACGGGGAUGCGUCUGCAGCUGAUUUCAUCAUCAGGCUGGUUGUCCUGCCUGUGGUUAUGGUGUCGCUUACCACUGCCCUCUACUUCUACUGCAAGGUACGGCCACCUCGGGGCGGAAGCCAGGAAGAGACCAGAGCACUGAGCCGCAUUAUGAUAGCCUUGAUUGGUCCCGUUCUUAAGGUGUGCCGGGGGAAGAGGCAGUAG
Molecule: messenger RNA, 2763 nt
Organism: Myripristis murdjan (pinecone soldierfish)
Lineage: Eukaryota; Metazoa; Chordata; Actinopteri; Holocentriformes; Holocentridae
Product: scavenger receptor cysteine-rich type 1 protein M160-like
Exons: 12
Coding region: 1-2763 (920 amino acids)
Cellular component (GO): membrane
Source: RefSeq, a predicted model, not a curated record